CUUCCAGCCCUCACGCGAAACGCCCCCGCGAAACGCUCAGCAUCGCGGCUACCCGGAAAGCUGAGGCGGAAAAGAAACGCCUCGCGCUGAUUAAUACCAGCAACAAGGGACAGCCUGCCAUCCAGCACUUUUUCAAGCCUUCCGGGUAAGCGUCUUCUUCCGAGACCUAAGUUCUGGUUUAACACUCGCUCUUAUAUUUGUAUGUUUUCCUGAAGUUCCGGAAGCCAGCCUCCCAAGGCCCCAAGGGUCCUUAAGAAGAAGGCCAAACCAUCUCCGGCUUCCUUCCCUAUCACUCCUGAGGUGGAAGUUCCGCCUAAAGCUUCGUCUGCCAGCAAGCCGGAUCCGAAGGACAUCAUUGACCUUGAUGACCUUCCGGAAGACCCUACCCACCAUGGCGACUCCGCCCAGGGGACCACUCCUCCACCAGAUCAACCAAGUUCCGCUUUCGCGGGACCUACUGAAGAAGAGCAAGAGCAAAAGGUCAAGCUCCUCCAAGUUACCAAUGCGACCCGAGUCAGCCUCGAGCCAACUCCAUCCCUCCAAAAACUUUCCCUCGCCGAGCGUCACGCGGAAGUUUCCGCCAUGCUGAACAAGGUAUGGGGGAAGCCGGAAGAGGAGGUGGGUUAUCUCGCGGAACUGGAGGACAGCCUGAAGGAAUUUUUCGCCAAGCACAAGGAAGUGCGGCAGUCCACGAGGAAACUGCACGAAGAUUUGCGCAUUCACGUGCUGGAGCAAAUCAAGGAGAUCGAGGGACUGCGCGAACACGAGGAAAAUAGCCGAAAGGCUAUCUAGCUGCUUGAGACCCGACUUCAAGAAGAAACUGCCAAGCAUUCCUCGCUUGAUGAACUAGCCGCCAAGGUCAAGGUGCUUGAAGCGGAGAACGAGUCCCUCAGAAAUUUCAUGAAAGAAUCUUCAAGCAAAGAGACUGAGGCGAGGAAAGAGCUCUCCGAGAAGCAUGCCCGUGAGAAGGCGGAACUGAUCGACAAGCUGGAGAAAAGCCAAGGCCGCGUGAUCUCCAUAAUUGCCAAGAACAAAGUCCUAGAAGCGGAGGCGGAAGCCAUUGACAAGCUUAUCUUUCCAAGCCUCGGCUUUGAGUGGACAAAGGACUCAAACCUGACGAGGACGGAGGCGUACGAUGAAGCGCGGAUCUCAAUUGAUGCGCUGUUUGGAGCCUGUCGCGGAAUCGCCACGGCUCUGUCGCUGAAGAAGGCCAAAACCACAGUCAUCGACACGAUGACCAAACUCAUGCGACAGGUGCCGGAGUUCAUCAAGGACUGGCAGAAAUCUUCAGCAUGUGGAGCCGCCUCCUUAGUCUUGGCCACCUGCAAGGCUUUCUUCCCCUCACUCAACCUGGCGCAAGUUGCACGCGGAGCCCCCGAGAGUUCCGACAUGAGCGCCCUCCUCGCGGAAACUGAAGGCUAUGAAGAGCUGUUUGUCAGGCGAGUGGAUCACUCGUUCUGGUACAAGCAGCACAAUCUGCCCGAAGGUUUUUCCGAUGCAGAAGAGGAAGCAGGCGAACCAGAGUAUUAUGGGGAAGGAUCCGGGUCCAGCAUCGAGCACUCCGGAGAAAACUCUGGAGACGACUCAGAAGCCGGAUCUGGCGGCAGUGACGACGGCUCCAGCUACCAAAUGGCCUCCUCGCGUCGUGCCCUGCCCGUGGCGACCCUAGCCCUCCGGAUCCUCUCGCUUCUCUUCCUCAUCGCCUCCAUCGUCAUCAUCGCAACCGCGAAGGUCCGGGCCGACGACACCUUCUUCGACGAGCCCGACACCACCUUCAAGAAUGUCUAUGCCUACCGGUUCGUGCUGGCCGUGGGAGUCAUCGGCUGCGCGUACAGUCUGCUGGCCAUCUCCUUCGUGGCGAUCAACCUCGCCGGGAGGAAGAAGAUGAUCGGGGGCACCGAGGGCGGCACCGUGCUCCUCAUCUGCGCCGACGUUGUAUGCGCGGUGCUGCUCGCCGCUGGAGGGGCGGCGGGCCUGGGUCUCACGGUGGAGGCCCAGCGGCUAUUCGGGGAGUUCUUGGACUCAAGCUUCAAGACAUUCUUCAACCGGGCUGACAUCUCCUCCGUCGCGCUGUUGCUGGCAAGCCUUUGCGUCGUGGCCAUCGUCAUGCUCUCCGCCUACUCGCUCACCAAGUAGCUAGCGAUAAUCCGCUAACAAAAAAGU
Molecule: messenger RNA, 2163 nt
Organism: Lolium perenne
Lineage: Eukaryota; Viridiplantae; Streptophyta; Magnoliopsida; Poales; Poaceae
Source: RefSeq, a predicted model, not a curated record